UUUAGGGGUAGUUACACAUCAUCUCCUGUCUGCGGGUUUACAUUUCCUUUAAUUAAACAAAAUGUAACUGGAAGCGAACAGGGUUUUGUGUUCUGGAGGCUUGUGUGGAGUCGCAGGCUGUCAGAGGCAACGCUGUCACUGUUUUCAGUCUUGUUUUUCGUUUGUGAGUUCGGCAGCUAAGCUAGCUCUCAGGUUAGCUCUUCAACUGGCACACCAACGUCAGACAGACCGACUGUCUGACCUGAGAUAAUCAGUCGGUGUCUACCGUCCAAAUUAACCCGACACCUCUCUCUCAGCUUUCCCGGUGCUAAUCAUCAGCGUAGAGAUGGGAAGUCUGGGUAGCAGGUUCCAGUCCCCGUCACAGGGACCAGAGGAGGCUGUGGAGGGCACAAGUACCAGCCGCAAGCAUGGAUGUGAGUGUAAGAAGAGGAAAAGAAAUGGCCAGUGUGACUGUGACAGUGAACAAGAGGAAGACGACGCCAUCCUAGAUACACCUCGCAGAAAGAAAUUAAAAAGCACAUCAAGAUACAUUUAUCAGACUUUGUUCCUGAAUGGGGAAAACAGUGACAUUCGCAUCUGUGCACUGGGACAAGAGUGGAACCUCCACAAAGUGUACCUGUGUCAGUCGGGGUAUUUCUCCAGCAUGUUCAGCGGCUCCUGGAAAGAGUCCAACAUGAUGGAAAUCAGCUUAGAAAUCCCAGACCAGAACAUUGACACUGAAGCUCUGCAAGUCGUAUUUGGAUCCCUGUACCGAGAUGAUGUUCUGAUCAAGCCCAGCAGGGUUGUCAGUAUUCUUGCCGCUGCUUGUAUGCUACAGCUGGAUGGCUUAAUCCAGCAGUGUGGAGAGACUAUGAAGGAAAACAUCAGUGCGAAGACUGUGUGUGGCUACUAUGCUUGUGCCAGUAUCUAUGGCUUGGAUUCAGUCAUGAAAAAGUGUCUUGAGUGGCUUCUGAAUAACCUAAUGACCCACCAAAAUGUUGACUUAAUGAAAGAACUUGGGGCAGAGGUGAUGCAGCAGCUCAUCCAGUCCUCAGACCUGUUUGUCAUGCAGGUGGAGAUGGAUGUAUACACUGCUCUGAAAAAGUGGAUGUUUCUGCAGCUCAACCUGUCAUGGGAUGGCCCAAUCAAGCAGCUUCUGGCUGAUGCUGAUGCCUGGCUUUGCAAACGCAGGACAGACCUGUCUGAGAAAGAGCCCUUCUUAAACACAGAGGAGGGUGCACCUUUUCGUUCGGUGUUCAGAUACGUUCGUCUCCAGUAUAUCAUCAACGAUCUGGCAUCUGCACGCAUCCUGGAGAGGGACAAUAUUUUGCCCCCUGAUUGGCUGACAUCUGUGUACAAAAACCAGUGGUUCGCUAUGCUCCGGACAGAGUUUGAGAAUGAUAAUGGUCCCCAUGAAGCCAACAAAGAGGAGUUCGAGCUGAGCAGCAUGAGGUGUGGCAGGAAGCUGACUAAAGAUGGAGACUACUGUUGGAGGUGGACAGGCUUUAACUUUGGUUUUGACCUGCUGGUGACCUACACAAACCGUUUCAUCGUCUUCAAAAGAAAUACUCUGAGUCAGCCAUGUGGGGGCGCUGUGAGUCUGCAACCUCGAAGGCAUCUUGCAUACAGGUUGCGCCUCGCUUCCUUUGAUAGCCGUGGAAAACUGGUUUGCAGUCGCUCAACAGGUUACCAGCUUCUUACCCUUGAGAAAGACCAGGAGUAUGUGGUGAUGAACCUGGACAGCCGGUUAUUGUCAUUCCCCCUCUACGUGUGCUGUAAUUUCCUGUAUACGUCGCCUCAUUCGGACCACCGUCCAGAUUCAGAACAAGAAAGCACUGCUCAGAGCGUGUCUUGAUGCCCUGUGGCAAACCCAGCAGCCAUUAUCUGCGACUGUUCCUCUGGUAAUGCAGAGACACUGACACAAGUUUGUAUGUACAAUCCACCGACUCAUUAAACAUCACUUUGACAUCGGACAUAUCAUCUGCAUGCUAUGUAACGCAGUGGAUUAUGGGAACAUCAUAAGGGAACAGUACCGGAGGGUGACACUGGACCUUUGCUGGCUUGUAUGGGAAGUUUCAAGUCUGUUGCUCCUUCUGAUCAUACUGCAUGUAAACGGACUUCGGGGUGAUGGUCAGACGUGUGGCUGUGGCCCCGCUGAUGGAUGUGCUCGAAAACAGAGUGCUGUUUUUACGAUGCACAUUCUCCAUGCGAUUUCUAAUCAGCACACAAAAGAGCACCCGUCUUUUGUACUGACUAGAAUCGACGGCUCUGUGUAGGAAGCAAACAGAAGGGGACAUACGGUAUACCAACAGUGUCAUAACAUAGACUAAUGAACACGUAUUUCACAUGGUUCGUCGUGACUGAAUCCAAAUGGCAAAGGUACUGUACAAUCACUGCCAACACUUAAAACCUGUAAAAAGACUAGUCUGACACAGCUUCUCUUCCACCUGCUGCUGCUUGAUUAUCGACUGAUAGAUUCAAAGUCACACCUGCUGCCACAUAUCACCACUACUCAAAUAUGUGGCUUUGUCUGCCAUUACAUAGAAAGUGUCUGGAGCCCAAAGCUCACUUUGAAUUGUGAAAAAUGAACUGUGAGAUGCAGUGAAAGCAGGAUUUUCAGCCUGUGUUUUAACCCUAGUAGGUCCGUGUCCAUCUCACUCAGUCUUUGUUGGACAUGAAUCCGUGCUGUUGUACACCAGAGCAGCUUCCGUUAAGGCUUUCGGGUUGGAAAGUCCACCGCCUCUUCAGUAAACUGGAGAAAACGGCCUCACCCCUUCCAGAUUAUACUCUGUAUCAACUUUGUAUUUAGUAAAGUAUGCUGCAUAAUUACAACCUGGACAAAAAUGCUGCUUCAAGUGAUAGAAGUAAUCUAGCAAAGCCCAAGUAACCAACCUGAGCCUCAUUUACACAGUUUACAGAUGGACGAAUGAUCAUUGACACCAGCUUUGUGACGUUCACAGCAUAAUGUUGAAACUCACAGAAAUGUUGAUACACUGCAGCUCUUGAGACUUCCUGCAGUGUUUACCACACGUUCGUACUAUUAAUUGAGUCACAAUUUGUUUGGCAAUUUUGGAAAUCUGUUGUUACCUCAUGCUGUUUUGAAAACCAGUAAAUGCGGGGAGUUUUAGCAGACUGAUGUACUGCUCACUCAUUCUACUCAGUAUGACUUGCCUGUAUAGCUGCAGCUGUAACUGUAAUGAAGUUCAAAGUUAAAGGCGUUUUUGUUUGGCAUUUAUUUAUUUUUUUACUUGAUUUGUGUUUGUAUGGAUUUAUUUUUGCAAAAGAAGUAUGUAUACAUUUCACGACGGUCAAUAAAACUGCCCAGUUACAUGGGCUGUGGUGCUAUCACAUGAUCUCUUUUUCCAGCAUAGGUCUUUACUACAGCUGCACAGUUGUCCGUGUAUUUAUGCUUCUGUAGAUAUUGCAAAUGAACUCUUGCUAAAUAUUGUGUCUUCUGCUACAAUUAUCAUAUGGUGUCCUUUGGUGCUCACCCUCAUAAUUUCCUUUCCUCUUGCUGAAGCCUGAUUUCCUAUAUAGUGAUGUUCAUUUGGACGUACUUUCAGUAACAUAUCUGACAGCCAGUUUUUAUUCUAUUAAUGUCAGUGAUCAUGUUCUGUAUCACCCUACACGAAAUGACUCAGACUACCCUCACAGCUCAAAAUGAUCUUUGUUGUGGUGACUAAUCCUGUAAUGACUACUCCUGUGUUGCAUGUAUCCUUCUCACGUAUCAGACGAUCACUGAAACCACCCACACAACAUAUUCUCUGCAAGAUGGUGCAGAUUCCAGUGGAUUUCAUCUGUUCAAAACAGCUGAUCUUUAGUAGGGGUGAAACAGGUUGGAUGAAAACUAGCAGAUUAGUGCUAAUUAGGAAAAAAAAAAAAAAAACUUUUCUAACGCGCAUCCACAGAUUGGC
Molecule: messenger RNA, 3893 nt
Organism: Chelmon rostratus (copperband butterflyfish)
Lineage: Eukaryota; Metazoa; Chordata; Actinopteri; Chaetodontiformes; Chaetodontidae
Gene: gmcl1
Product: germ cell-less, spermatogenesis associated
Exons: 15
Coding region: 326-1834 (502 amino acids)
Biological process (GO): germ cell development
Molecular function (GO): protein binding
Source: RefSeq, a predicted model, not a curated record